AUGGAAAAUUCAAAUUUGAAAAUCACAUCUUCACCGCCACAGCAAGAACCAGAGCAUAAAAGGCCUAGAAUGUCCACCACGACCUCCGACGAAGAAGAAAUUGCAACAACAGCCUCCGGUGAUGAAACCGCCACAGACAAAAAACAACGAUACAAACGCCGUAAAAUCGCGAUAUUCUUCGCUUACUGCGGGGUUGGCUACCAGGGGAUGCAAAAGAACCCAGGCACUAAAACUAUCGAAGGUGAACUUGAAGAAGCCCUUUUUCACUUUGAUGCCGUCCCCGAACAGGACCGUGGCUGCCCUAAGCGGUAUGAUUGGGCUCGCACUGAUAAGGGCGUGAGCGCCGUGGGACAAGUCAUCUCAGGCCGCUUCCACAUCGAUCCGCCAGGACUUGUUGGUCGCUUAAAUUCAAUUCUUCCAUCCCAUAUUAGAAUCUUUGGAUAUAAGCGAGUGACAGCCUCGUUUAAUGCUAAGAAACUUUCUUUUAACGAAAAUGAAAAAGAAAAAAAAAAUGGAAGAAAUAGAAAUCGGUUACAACCUUUGGAGACACCCGCUUAUAUUAAGGUUAAUUGA
Molecule: messenger RNA, 573 nt
Organism: Ricinus communis (castor bean)
Lineage: Eukaryota; Viridiplantae; Streptophyta; Magnoliopsida; Malpighiales; Euphorbiaceae
Product: tRNA pseudouridine synthase 1
Exons: 1
Coding region: 1-573 (190 amino acids)
Biological process (GO): mRNA pseudouridine synthesis; tRNA pseudouridine synthesis
Cellular component (GO): nucleus
Molecular function (GO): pseudouridine synthase activity; RNA binding
Source: RefSeq, a predicted model, not a curated record